This is a messenger RNA of Nanorana parkeri, 4096 nucleotides long. It is a transcript of the gene TBC1D9, whose product is annotated as TBC1 domain family member 9. The record is from RefSeq and is a predicted model, not a curated record. The transcript is spliced from 20 exons. Gene Ontology annotation, molecular function: calcium ion binding. Bases 354 to 4031 code for a protein of 1225 amino acids. Lineage: Eukaryota; Metazoa; Chordata; Amphibia; Anura; Dicroglossidae.
GCUGUCAUGAUCUUGACAUUUCGGAUGUCACUGCUGUCAUUCAUUAUGUGAGACCAUCCAUAGCAGGAAAAUCUGCUGAUGCCAAGCCAGUCAUCUGGUUCCAUCUUGUCCUGGGAUGAGCCUGUUUAUCUGCUGAUAGAGGUGUCUGGACCUCCUCCUCUCCCCUCCCUGGUGUGCUAAGCCUGGACUCGGGAAGACCUUUUUCAUUGUUUGGGGUCAGAUGGGAUGCAGCCUCUGAUUUCUGAACUCCAUCCACUGCUGUGACACUGCUGCUUCUUCCUCUCUGCUAUGUGGAUUUCUCCCAGGGAUCACAACACAGGAGAUCUGGAGCUCUGACCUGUCUGUCCCUGACCAUGUGGGUUCAUCCAGAAGAAGUGCUGUUGGCAAACGCCCUGUGGAUCACAGAGAGGGCCAAUCCUUAUUUCAUACUGCAAAGGAGGAAGGGGCAUGGGACCAAAGGAGGAGGGGGGCUGGCUGGUUUAUUAGUUGGGACACUUGAUGUUGUUUUGGACUCAAGUGCAAGAGUGGCACCUUAUCGCAUCCUAUAUCAGACUCCAGACUCCCUGGUGUACUGGACUAUUGCUUGUGGUGGCUCUCGGAGGGAGGUGACCGAGCACUGGGAAUGGCUGGAAGUAAACUUGCUGCAGACCCUCUCCAUUUUUGAAAAUGAAAAUGACGUCACCACAUUCAUUAAAGGAAAAAUACAGGGGAUCAUUGCGGAGUAUAAUAAAAUCAAUGGUGUUAAAGAAGACGAUGAUACAGACAAGUUUAAAGAGGCGAUUGUAAAGUUCCACAAGCUUUUUGGGAUGCCAGAUGAAGAGAAAUUGGUGAAUUACUAUUCCUGCAGUUUCUGGAAGGGUAGAGUUCCCAGGCAAGGAUGGAUGUAUCUGAGCAUCAAUCACCUUUGUUUCUAUUCCUUCUUGCUGGGGAAAGAAGCCAAGCUGGUGAUCCGUUGGGUGGAUAUAACGCAACUGGAAAAGACAGCCACCCUGCUUCUUCCCGACAUGAUUAAAGCCAGCACGCGGUCUAGUGAACAUUUCUUCUCCGUCUUUCUCAACAUCACAGAGACAUUCAAACUAAUGGAGCAACUUGCCAACAUAGCUAUGAGGCAGCUUCUGGACAACGAAGGCUUUGAGCAGGACCGAUCUCUUCCCAAACUGAAAAAGAAAUCGCCCAAGAAAGUAUCUGCCCUAAAACGGGAUUUAGACGCUCGCGCGAAGAGCGAGCGAUAUCGUUCCCUCUUCCGCCUCCCCAAGGACGAGAAGCUGGAUGGACAUACAGACUGUACCCUGUGGACACCAUUCAGUAAAAGACAUAUUGUUGGCCAAAUGUUUGUUUCCACCAAUUACAUCUGCUUCACCAGUAAAGAGGAGAACCUGUGCAGUCUAAUCAUUCCACUGAGAGAGGUGACUAUUGUUGAGAAAGCAGACAGUUCCAGUGUCCUGCCGAGUCCACUGUCUAUCAGCACAAAGAACAGAAUGACUUUCCUAUUUGCCAACCUGAAGGACAGAGACUUUCUUGUGCAGAGGAUAUCUGAUUUCCUGCAGCAAACUACCCUGAAAAUGUACUUUGAUAAGGACAUAUCUGGGAGUGACAGCAGCAUGGGUGAAGAGGUUUAUUCCAGAGCUAGCAGCUUUGUUUCCUGCAGUCCUCAGCUGAGACUCCAGACAGAAGUAGAUGGUGACCGACCAUUAAAUCUUAAUGGCAAUAAUGCUCCAACCGCCACCCAGACCUUAAUGACAAUGUAUCGCAGGAGAUCACCGGAGGAGUUCAACCCUAAACUGGCCAAAGAGUUUCUGAAGGAACAAGCAUGGAAGAUCCAUUUUGCAGAGUAUGGCCAGGGAAUCUGCAUGUACCGCACACAAAAGACAAGAGACCUGGUGCUGAAAGGGAUCCCAGAGAGUAUGCGUGGAGAGUUAUGGCUGCUCUUCUCUGGUGCUAUUAAUGAAAUGACUACUCAUCCUGGGUAUUAUGAAGAGCUGGUCGAGAAGUCAAUGGGUCAAUAUAACCUUGCCACAGAAGAGAUUGAGAGGGAUUUGCAUCGUUCCCUUCCAGAACAUCCAGCAUUCCAAAACGAAAUUGGGAUCUCUGCCUUGAGGAGAGUCCUCACUGCUUAUGCCUUCAGAAAUCCAAACAUUGGAUACUGUCAGGCCAUGAAUAUUGUUACCUCUGUGCUUCUGCUGUAUGCAAAGGAAGAAGAGGCCUUUUGGUUGCUUGUUGCUCUAUGUGAACGCAUGCUUCCUGAUUACUACAAUACAAGAGUUGUUGGGGCUCUUGUGGAUCAGGGCGUUUUUGAAGAGUUGGCUCGGGAUUAUGUGCCUCAGUUGUAUGACUGUAUGCAAGAUCUGGGGGUCAUUUCCACGAUUUCCCUAUCUUGGUUCCUGACCUUGUUCCUCAGCGUCAUGCCUUUUGAAAGUGCUGUGGUGGUAGUGGACUGUUUCUUCUAUGAAGGCAUUAAGGUGAUAUUCCAACUGGCACUUGCUGUAUUGGAGGCCAAUGUGGACAAGCUACUUAACUGCAAAGAUGAUGGAGAAGCUAUGACUGUCCUGGGGAGGUAUUUAGACAGUGUGAGUAAUAAAGACAGCACUUUACCACCAAUUCCUCAUCUCCAUUCCUUAAUCACGGAUGACACAGAGCCUUAUCCAGAAGUGGACAUCUUUACACUGAUAGCUGCCUCUUAUCAGAAAUUUGGAACUAUAUGGGCAGACCUAAUAGAGCAAAUGAGAUUUAAACAACGGCUUAAAGUGAUACAGACACUUGAGGAUACUACAAAACGAAAUGUUGUCCGUACUAUUGUCACUGACACUGCUUUCACAAUUGAUGAGUUGGAAGAAUUGUAUGCACUUUUUAAGGCGGAGCACCUGACUAGCUGCUACUGGGGAGGUAACAGCAGCUCCGUUGAAAGUCACGACCCCUCCCUUCCCUAUCUUGAGCAGUACCGCAUAGACUUCCAGCAAUUCAAAGGCAUGUUCAUACUCCUAUUCCCAUGGGCAAGUGGCGCACACACAGAUGUCAUGGCUGUCCGUCUCUUUAGACUCCUAGAUGAGAAUGGGGAUUGUUUGAUCAAUUUCAAAGAGUUUGUCUCUGGCUUAAGUGCCGCCUGUCAUGGGGAUCUCACUGAAAAACUGAAGCUGUUAUAUAGAAUGCACAUACUGCCUGACCUGACAUCGGACCAGGAAGAGCCAGACUCUGCUUUUGAGGCCACUCAAUAUUUUUUUGAAGAUAUCACACCGGAAAGUAGCCAAGUUAAGAAGACAAGCCAGGAAAAUCGGAAUUAUCUUCGUUUAUGGGCACAAGAGAACAGAUCAAGGCAAAAAGUUGCAAAGGAGUUGCCUAAAUUAAACCAGGGCCAGUUUAUUGAACUGUGUAAAACGAUGUACAAUAUGUUCAGUGAAGACCCUUGUGAGCAAGAAUUGUAUCAUGCCACAGCUGCAGUCACUAGCUUACUGCUUGAGAUUGGCGAGGUGGGCAAGCUUUUCUUUGUCCAGGUUCCAGAGGAAACGACUAAUCAAAGCAUCAAAGAGACUCCAGGCAAAAGUGAAAAAAAGCCCGUGCAGAUAUGCCAAUAUGUUCAGGGGGGAGGUUUCUCCAACAGCCCGGUAUCUAGUGACAAUGCAGAAGACCAGAUGGAGGAAGUUAAGCUAGAAGACUCUUCCCCAAGAGACAAUGGGGCUUGUUCCUCUAUGCUGAUAUCAGAUGAUGACACUAAAGAUGAUAGCUCCAUGUCCUCUUACUCUGUACUGAGUGCUGGAUCCCAUGAAGAUGACAAACUGCAGUGUGAAGACAUUGGUGAUGACACCAUUCUUGUGCGCAGUCAGCACCAAGCUUCUUUGCCUUCAAGCACAAGUCUAGACCAAGACUGGGCCAUAACCUUUGAGCAGUUCCUUGCCUCUCUUUUGACAGAGCCUGCAUUGGUGAGAUACUUUGACAAGCCAGUGUCCAUGAUGGCAAGGAUCACCAAUGCUAAAAAUGUCCGAAUGAUGGGGAAAACGUCCACAAGUGACUAUGACAUUUCAACUAUUUCUGGAUAGAGUUGACCAUAAAAGGACUUUUUUGACUUAAUGAAAACAAAGUUAUACUCUUUUAAUCUUUUUGG